Molecule: messenger RNA, 903 nt
Organism: Triticum turgidum subsp. durum (durum wheat)
Lineage: Eukaryota; Viridiplantae; Streptophyta; Magnoliopsida; Poales; Poaceae
Source: the annotation of a GenBank genome assembly
AUGCGCCGCGCCGCCGUCGCCGUCACCGCCGCGCUCCUCCUCCUCCUCGUCGCCGGCGCAGCCGCGGGGUCCCCCGGCGCGGAGCCCACCUGCCCGCGGGGGCCCGGCCCGACGUUCCUCGACGCGCUCGGAUCGCGCUGCCCCCGCGCCGCCCGGAUCGUGCCCUCCCGGCCCCUCGAGGUGAGAGGAGAUGCUGUUGAUAAAGAGUUGAACCUUCGCUGUACUGGUGCCUCAUGUUCCAUUCUCUUCUAUGCCGCAUGGUGUCCUUUCUCGAGCAAAUUUCGACCAAUAUUUGAAGCUCUCAGCACCAUGUUCCCUCAGAUACAUCACUUUGUUGUCGAAGAAUCUUCUGCGACGCCUAGCUUGUUUUCAAGAUAUGGUGUCCGUGGCUUCCCAGCCAUUCUUCUGGCAAAUGAGACUACAAUGGUUCGUUACAGGGGUACAAAAGAUCUGAAGUCUCUGGUUCAGUUCUAUCGAGAGACUACAGGCCUCGAUCCAGUUACAUAUAUUGAUGUUGAUCAGCAAGAGAGCGCUGGAAGCUUAGGAUCAGUCAUGCCAGGAGGCCGGUCUCUGCGCAAAAUGGCGGAAGACGAGCCCUUUGUGUUUCUUGGAGCGCUUUUUAUAAUCAUGAAGGUCGCGGCACACUUCGUACCCACUGUCAUCUCUCAACUCAGAGCCUUCUUGAUCGUGCGUGUUCAGAACUUGAACUUAAGAAUUCGUAGGGGAUCAAGCCAACUUAUGGAACGGGCUUUGACUGUGCUUGAUGUUAAGAGGCUUUGGAGCAAGCUUAGACUGAGCAGUAAGACAAGGGACCUAAGUAAAGGGGCGAGUAAUGCUCGAGCUUGGGCUUCGUCAUUUGCGUCCGUCUCACUGGGUGAACCAUCCUCCUUACGGCAUGCCUAG